AUGAGUGCGCUGAACCAUAUAGCCAACGACAAGCAUACAAACAUGGACGAUUUCGAAAGCGAACCCUUCAUCCGCUCAUCCCUGGAAAUCCUUCAUGAAGAGAAGGACCUCGAUUCCCAUGGACACUUGCUACAAUUGCUCCCGAUCAUUGGGGCAGUCUGGCUGGGAGAGUUUAUUGACGCAGUCGACCAGACCAUCCUCGUUUCCACGUACGGGACGAUCUCAUCACAAUUCCACAGCCUGACUAUGGGAUCCUGGUUACUCACGGGUUAUAAUCUGGGUUACUGUGUUGCUCUGCCUAUAUAUGGCCUCCUAUGCGACAUCUGCAGCCGCAGGAACCUUCUCUUCAGCGCAUAUUUUCUCUUCGGACUAGGGUCUUUGAUAUGUGGGACUGGCCAUGGUGUCAAUCAGAUAGUCAUCGGCCGGAUCAUUGCCGGACUGGGAGGCGCUGGGAUGAGUUCCCUCUGCUCGGUGAUCAUCACCGACCUCCUGUCCUCUUCCGACGUGGCUGUCCUGCGAGGAUGGACCGAGACCAUCAACAACAUCGGCCGCAGCCUGGGGCCACCCCUCGGCGGCCUCCUCGUCAAUACCCUCGGCUGGAGAUGGACAUUCCUCGGCCACCUGCCCCUACUCGGGCUAUGCAUCCUCGGCGUCGCAUACCGACUACCAAAACAGCCAUCCCAAACAGCAGAGUGCAGCCCCGACAUCCACACCACCGCACGUAGCUUCGACUGGCUAGGUAUUCUCGCCUUCUCCACCACGAUCGUCAGUCUCUUACUCGCGAUCCACUUUGCGGGAACCAGGGGGGCUGGAGACGCAGACGCAAACCCAGGUCCAAGCUCAUGGUGGCUGAUCGCCUCGAUUGCCGGAGCGAUGCUCUCGCUGCCCUUCUUCCUGUGGGUGGAACACUCAUGGGCCCGGAGACCGCUCAUUCCACUUGAUCUGAUGCAAGGCGUCGUGGGCCGGCACUGUCUGGUGCAUAUCCUGGCAUACGCGGCUCGGCUAGCGAUCGCAUCAAACAUCGUCCCCUACAUGGUCCGCGCACACGGUGUCAGCGACGUCACAGCCUCAUUGUUCCACGUGCUCACCAUCCUGGGUAUGCCUCUGGGCGUCCUGGCCAGCGGCUACACAAUCAAGAAACUCAAACAAUACAAACCGGUCAUCAUAACAGGCCUCGCAGCCAGCAUCGCCGUCUACAUCCUGAUCCUCCUGCAGUGGCGCCGGGGAUCCAGCAUCCUCGACGGCCUGUACAUGUUCCCCGCGGGCACCGCCGCCGGGCUGAUCUUCCCCGCGCAGUUCAUCGCCAUCUCGGCAAACGCGCCGGCGGGGCGGCUGCCGACGUGCGUGUCGAUGUACUUCCUCUGCACGCAGCUGGGGAUCAUCCUGGGUGUGGCGGUGGCGGCGGAGGUGCUCCGUGGGGGGUUUGCGGCGGCGCUGGGGCGAGAUAUACCGGAGGGAGCUGGGAAGGGGGAGAUUAUCCGCGGGGUGUUGGAUGGGAUUCGGUACUCGGGGGGUUUAUCUGUUGGGCUACAGAAGGUUGUUCGGGCGAGUUUCCUCUAUGCGUUUCAGUUUGUUCCUGUAUUCUGUAUUCUGUGUAGCUGUGCCGCGCUACCCAUCAUCAUCUUUGUGAAGGGCAGGAGGAUCGAGUGA
Messenger RNA from Aspergillus clavatus NRRL 1, 1650 nucleotides. RefSeq names its product putative MFS transporter. The record is from RefSeq and is a predicted model, not a curated record. Lineage: Eukaryota; Fungi; Ascomycota; Eurotiomycetes; Eurotiales; Aspergillaceae. Bases 1 to 1650 code for a protein of 549 amino acids. Gene Ontology annotation, molecular function: basic amino acid transmembrane transporter activity. Gene Ontology annotation, cellular component: fungal-type vacuole membrane. The transcript is spliced from 10 exons. Gene Ontology annotation, biological process: basic amino acid transport; transmembrane transport.